Messenger RNA from Phymastichus coffea, 1550 nucleotides. RefSeq names its product venom acid phosphatase Acph-1-like. Gene Ontology annotation, biological process: dephosphorylation. Gene Ontology annotation, molecular function: phosphatase activity. The transcript has 6 exons. The coding region runs from base 79 to 1251 and encodes 390 amino acids. Lineage: Eukaryota; Metazoa; Arthropoda; Insecta; Hymenoptera; Eulophidae. The record is from RefSeq and is a predicted model, not a curated record.
GACUAUUUCCUGGAUCAAGCUAUAUUUCAUUUCAUUUGCUCUUCUUUUUAUUCAUAAUUCAUCGACUAACUCAACAUCAUGAAGUUCACUGUAUUAAUUUCACUCAUGUCUUACUGCACUUCUAUGACGAUUGCCGAAUCGAACUUUGACAACGAAGACUUGAAACUAGAACUUGUACAAGUGCUUUUUAGACACGGAGCUCGAACUCCUAAAAAAUCUGAAAUAGAUGUUUACAAUUUCACCCCACAGUCGUCGUACGAGUCUUUCGGCCUCGGUCAAUUGACCACUAAGGGCAAACAGCAAGAAUAUCAGUUUGGUCAAUUUUUGAGAUCUCGAUACAACAGCUUCCUGGGACCACACUACAAGCCCAAAGACGUUUACGCUUUCGCGAGUACGGCGGAUCGCACGCAAAUGUCACUCCAGCUCGUGCUCGCUGGAUUAUAUCCACUGAAAGAUUCUGCAGCGUGGAAUCCAAAGUUGAACUGGUCUCCUAUACCGUAUGUGACCGCUCCGAAAAAGCUGAAUAUCCUCCUCGAAAGCCACAAAAGCUCCAAGUUUAAGAGGCUCAGGAAGCGAGCGCUUAAGUCCAAGGAAUUCCAAAGAAGACUCGCCAGCUUUUCCGACUUCAUCAAGUCCGUAAAAGAAAAAACGAACGUAAGAGAUAACGAUCUUCGCGCGAUUAUCGAUUCAACGUUCGACGUUCUAACUGCCAAUGAACACAUGAAUCUAUCCGUUCCCGAUUGGUAUACCUGGGAAGUGAAGCAACAAUUUUUGGAUGUAGAUGAUAUCAUACGGGACGCUUACGUUGCUACGCCGGAACUGAGGAAAUCGGGUCCUGGACCGCUCAUCAAAACUUUCGUACAAAACAUGAACUUGGAGGAAAAUGUCAAUAAUCCAAGAAAAAUCUAUCUGUACGCAGGCCAUAACACGAAUAUAGGCAUGUUCACGAGAGCACACCGCGUCAAUGAGUUUCGAUAUCCGUCAUUUGGAAGUGCAGUGAUACUCGAAAAGUUGAGGAAUAAGAAAAAUCGAGUUUACGUGAGACUGCUUGGUUGGAAUGGGUCCGGCUCAUUGACGACAUUGAAGCUGGCUAGCCACGAGAAAUUCUGCCCAAUCGAAGAUUACUUGAAGAUCGUGGAAGACGUAAUGCCGUCAAAUGAAGAAAUUGAUGACAUGUUGGCUGAUCUAAGUGCCAAGAAAAUCAGAAAAAUUUUCUUCAAAGACGAUCAAGUGACGAAAGCCAAUGAGUGAACGCUGAUAUUCAGCGCUUUUUACCGAUACGUAUUCUCUAUAGAAAGGCAAAAAUAUUUCGAAUUUUAAAUGCUUCAAGAUUAAUCUAUCGGUUAAAUUAAACAAACGGUUACGAAAUUUCAGUAAUUAGAUCAAAGUAGUCUGAAUAUGAAAAUAAACUGGAUGUGUUAUAAACAGAGUUUGUUUGUUUCGAAGCAUCUGUAACAAUUAUUUAAGUCUGGUAUUUUCAAGAGCUUUUUUAAUCUCUUUAUAGCUAGUAUAUUUCCAGAAUUGGUCUUAUCAUUUAAAUAAACGUAUAA